Molecule: messenger RNA, 585 nt
Organism: Tremella mesenterica DSM 1558
Lineage: Eukaryota; Fungi; Basidiomycota; Tremellomycetes; Tremellales; Tremellaceae
Exons: 1
Coding region: 1-585 (194 amino acids)
Source: RefSeq, a predicted model, not a curated record
AUGUCGGACGAAGAAACCUCAAAUAGUGAGGUGGAAGAUGGUAGGUCUGAAGUGGCGACUAUCGUGGGCAGCUUGGUGGAAACGGAAUCGAAGGAUCGAGGGACGCAUGAUGAUGAGGAAGUUUCGGAAAUUCAUGUUGGUUCAAGCGUCUCAGUUUUGCUAAUUUCCACAGACCAUUCAAAUGACUCGGAUGACCCAACUGCAUCAUUGCCUCAGGAGACAGUGGAUAAGUUGGUUGGUAUCACGAGUGAUUUGAACUUGCUCAUUUUCCUACUGCACGUCAGCGUCAACGUAACGGACGCAAUCUUCACGCAUAUCGAAACGAGUGUAAUAGGAUUACUCACUUCGUUGAGUCAAUUACCUGAAGAAGUUCAAGAAUUUUUUGAUACGUGUUCGGAAGAGAUUCAUAAUUUAUCGACGGAAUCAAGGAUUGUGACAUUGAAGACCUGGCAGAUAAGAAGUUGUGUCAUUCUGAGUAUUCAUAACAGUAGGGUCAUGCCGGAACCUCCGCUCCCAAAACAGUAUAUAAAAGAGUGCAAGUUGGUCGAUGAUCAAUUAAGGUCGAUGCCUAUACGUUCGACAUGA